AUGAAUUCUAGUCGUCCACAUGCGAUCGCAAACUUCACAGGAUGGACUUCAGACGGCCAUGCCUCCGAUGCAAGAGCUUCGACGAGUUCUGCAGACGAAACCCGCGGCGGAAACAUCCCACAACGCGAAUUGGCACACGAACUGACACACGAACUGACACACGAACCCAAUAACCCCAAGCGACGGAGGGCAUGCGGAGCCUGUCGAAUAUCCAAACUCCGAUGCGAACCGGACCCCAAUAUUAUGGCAGGGCCAUGCAAGCGAUGUCGAAAGUCAGGCCAGGAUUGUACCGCAGCAGCAUCUUUAAAGGGCAGACAGAAGAAAAUUCGCAAUCGAGUAGAGGCAAUGGAGUUGAAGAUUGUUGCCUUGAGAGACACUCUACGCACUCAAGAGUCCAAUAAUGCAAUGCUGGCAGUGGAGAAGUCUUGCUCUGCCAGUAGUUCAGAAGACUCAGACACGGCGAGAUCGGAGACUGCCGCGGCAUGCGUAUGUCGAGAUUCUCGUGCAUUCGGGGGAAACAUCAAGUACCCGGAGCUGGUGUUACCACCAAUUCAACCGAGGAACAAUGUCGCAGAUAUCAUUGAUCGUGGUCUCCUCCCCAUGGAGACUGCAACAGAAUUAUUCGCGCGAUACAACAACAAGAUGAUACAGCAUCUACCUGCCGUUAUCUUACCAUCCACAGUAUCAGCUGCUGAACUGCGGAAGACGAAGCCCCUUCUCUUUCUCGCCAUCAUGACCGCUAGUUCCUCGGAGAUCCCAAACCUUCAACGGCAGUUAGUCGAGGAAUUACGACGUGAACUUGCUCGGAAAACGAUCAUCGAAGGAGAGAAGAGCUUAGAGAUAGUCCAGGCUCUCCAACUGGCGGUAAUAUGGUACUGGUUACCUCAGAUGUUUGAAGAAAUGGACUUCUACCAACUCGUGCACAUUGGUACAACGAUGGCUAUCGAUAUUGGGUUGGGGAGAGAGCCGGCUGUUGCAAGACCUGUGGCACCAUCACCCUUCGGAUUCCGAGCUGACUCCUUCCGACGAACUGUCCCACCGGAUCCAAAGACCAUAGAGUCCAGGAGAGCGUGGUUAACGUGCUAUUUCUUAGCAACGAGUUCUUCUAUGACACUUCAUCGACCAAAUUUGAUUCAGUGGACACCGUUUACAGCUGAAUGUUUCAACAUCCUCAAGAACUCAUUCGAUGCUGCGCCGACGGAUAAGUAUCUGUGCCAUCUUGUUUGGACGCAUCACGUCGCGGAGGAUAUUGUAGUACCAUUCCCAAUGGACGAUGCAAUAAUGACGCCGAACAUCAGCGAUACGCGGUCGCAGUAUACUCUGCGAGCUUUCGAACAUCUCUUGGAAGAAUAUACCAACGCGAUCCGCGAAGAAGUGAGACAACCAACCUUAGUGCUCUCAUUACACGUAAUCACACUUCGAAUGCACGAUAUUUUACUCCGUGCAGGGAUGAAGGAGGAAAUGAAAACCCCGUUCGAUCUCGAGAGUCUGAAGGACGGAAUACUGACCCAGCAAUCUUACCUCACAACAACCCAAAUCAACUCUCUAUCUGCCUGCCUGACCGCUAUUGAGGGCGCCUUAACAACUUUCCUUGCCAUGGAACUUGACAACAUCCGCUGUCUUCCAGUAUUCACCUUUGCGAGAGUUGGAUAUGCGGUCGUCAUGCUCAUCAGGAUAUAUGUCUCUGUCGUGGCACUAAGCACGAAUCUUGGGAAGGCCAUCGACAAGGACGGAUUGAAGGUCGGCUACUAUCUGGACAGCCUCCUUGAAAAGCUCCAUGCAACAGCCGGAGAUAACAAGAGUCGGGCUGCGGCGCAAUUUCUAGUCCAUUUUGUGCAGCUCCGGUCAUGGUUUUUGGAGCAAGAUAAUGUUCAACACCCAAUAAAACGGGAAGAAUCUUGA
Ilyonectria robusta is the source of this 1902-nucleotide messenger RNA. RefSeq lists its product as uncharacterized. Gene Ontology annotation, biological process: DNA-templated transcription; regulation of DNA-templated transcription. NCBI's taxonomy places the organism in Eukaryota, Fungi, Ascomycota, Sordariomycetes, Hypocreales, Nectriaceae. Gene Ontology annotation, cellular component: nucleus. The transcript has 2 exons. Gene Ontology annotation, molecular function: transcription cis-regulatory region binding; DNA-binding transcription factor activity, RNA polymerase II-specific; zinc ion binding. The record is from RefSeq and is a predicted model, not a curated record. The coding region runs from base 1 to 1902 and encodes 633 amino acids.